AUGGAGUCAAAAUUCGUCCUAGAACGACAUUUUACCUCUUUGCAUACACUAGAGGAGUCAGGAGAAGCCGUUCGCCGUCGGCAGAUGGGGUCCGAGCUAGAUCUCAAUAAUUUUGCACGAUUCACUGUGGAGGAUCCAGUAUCCCAAAUCAUCGAGCGGCUCUCUGAGGACAACGUAUUACGCAAUCGCUUUGGCCUUAAAGGCUCAGUCAAGUUUGAAAACCACAGUAACACACUCAGCCCUGAUCGAACAACGGAGGAAAUACAGUCUCUCAGCAUAACCGACAAACCGCGACGGUCGAAACGUCUUCAAGUCCAUGCAAACAAACUGGGACAGACUAAAUCUUCCAAGUCAUCAUAA
This is a messenger RNA of Pseudogymnoascus destructans, 360 nucleotides long. RefSeq lists its product as uncharacterized. The coding region runs from base 1 to 360 and encodes 119 amino acids. The transcript has a single exon. Lineage: Eukaryota; Fungi; Ascomycota; Leotiomycetes; Thelebolales; Thelebolaceae. The record is from RefSeq and is a predicted model, not a curated record.